Molecule: messenger RNA, 1803 nt
Organism: Trichobilharzia regenti
Lineage: Eukaryota; Metazoa; Platyhelminthes; Trematoda; Strigeidida; Schistosomatidae
Source: the annotation of a GenBank genome assembly
AUGGGAGGACGUAUUAGUCGUGGGCGAGAUUACCAGUCACUUAUUGAUGAAUUGGUACAAAGCGGUUUGAGACUCAAUCUAGAAACUGAGCGUGCACUGCGCUUAGUUGAUAGAGGCCGCUAUAUUGAUGAAAAUAGCACGAGGGCUUAUGUGGACUUAGCCUAUAGAUCGGAUACCAUCCAUCUUUCAGCACCAAGUAUCUACUUUGUGGCGCUCAAGAAUUUGGAUAUACAGCCCGGAAACUACUUUUUGAAUAUUGGUAGCGGAACAGGUUACCUUAGCACAGUAAUCGGAUUGUUACUGGGAUAUAACGGAGUUAAUCAUGGUAUUGAGGUCAAUGAUUUCAAUGUCAGCUUUUCACGUCAACAAUUGGAGACCUUUAUGUCUGAGUGUGAUGCACCAUUUGAACGUCCAUUCUGUCCCCCAGUCUUCCUGCACGGAAAUAUUCUAGAUUUAUUUGCUCCUUUGGAUCAGCGGGCAAGUACAAACUCCGAUGUUUUUCCACGGUCUUCUGAAGUGCCUCAACCUGAAAUAAUUCGGAAUCAUUCGGAUAGUCAGCUGUUAAAUAACAGUUUGCUUAAUUCAUCAAAUGGCCCCAUUUCCGAAGAAAGACAAGGUCGUUCAUCAGAAAAUGGAAUGGGGGCAAUGGUUGACGGUGAAAUCAAUGGAAAUGAUGAUCGAAAUGACGAUGAGAAUGAGAGUGAUUUUGAUCCGACAAGGUGGGGAGAUAUUUUUGUUGACCUGCCUCCUCUCAUUCAUUCAGAUAGUUCUUCACCCAAUGAGCGAAAUGGUGAUAUACCACAAUGGCCAGUCUACGAUCGGAUAUAUGUAGGUGCUGCCGUUACUAGUUGUGCACAAUUACGAUCUAUACUUCGCCUUCUCAAAAUCGGUGGCAUAUUAGUAGUACCUUAUCUAGAUAAAUUUUUGAAAAUCAUACGAAUUGACGAAAACAUAAUAAACACUUCAGAAUUAAUGACAGUCAGCUUUGCGACUCUUGUUCCAUCCACAAUGGAUUCCGAGAGGCGAGUUGAAUCGCCUCCUAAGCAAGAAGUGCCACCACUGGAGCAGCUAGCUGCGCGCCUUAUACGAAGCCUCCUUCGGAAUGCAAUAGAAUGUCGUCAUAAUGGCCCGCCAGUUCUUGGUCGUCGGAGAAAAGUAGUGGUAGAUGACAGUGAUGCUAGUGAAGAAUUGGACAUUCCGAUGCAAUUAAUUGACGCCGAAGAACCGGAUGAGACGGAAGAUGAAAUUGGUGUGUACCGGCGUAGAAGUCAAUAUGUUAGUCCAACGACUGCACAGAAUGCUCCUACGGCUCGAUUUUUACAUUAUUUAAUAAAUACUACACAGAUAGGUGAAGAUAGGCCAAGUUCAAAUCAGAGUUCAGGAAAUGAAGAUAGUUUGGACACAAGUGGUCCGCAUGAAGUACAGGAUGUUUCGAUUGAGGAACAUGAUUCAUCGACCGCAGACAAUGAAGAAUCUGACCUCAACGACACAGAAUCUCAACAAAUCUCACCCAACCUAAGAGUUGAUUUCCGUCGCCUUAUGAAUAGUAUUGAUAGCGCAAUUAGUGCUACAAUCGCUGGACAUGAGAACAACCGAAAUGGCAACACAAGCGAUACCGACGUGUCAAUGGAUAGUGAGCCAAUCUCUGAUACACACAGAAGGAACAACUCUGGAUCUCAUAAAAAGCGUAAAAUAUGUCGUUGGAUUCCCCCAAGUUAUCUUUACAAAGAGGAAAUGCGGCGCAUUCUGUCAGAAGAAUUACGCCUUGGAAGCGCUUUAAUCCGAUCUGUAAUAACACUGUGA